Molecule: messenger RNA, 1425 nt
Organism: Drosophila subpulchrella
Lineage: Eukaryota; Metazoa; Arthropoda; Insecta; Diptera; Drosophilidae
Product: serine protease inhibitor 77Ba-like
Exons: 4
Coding region: 114-1331 (405 amino acids)
Molecular function (GO): serine-type endopeptidase inhibitor activity
Source: RefSeq, a predicted model, not a curated record
UAAAAAUUUCGUAUGUGAAAAGAGGAAAACUAAAACUAAGCAGUUAUAUAGAAGGAACAAGCGCCAUCGAACCUUUAAAGCAAAAACAUUCUUUAUCCCUACCUGUAAAUAACAUGAUGUCUGGACUUUCUCUGCUGUUGGGUGUUAUGUCCAUUGUCCUACCUAUGGUGCUGCAGAUAUAUGCCCAGUCAACCCCUCAGGGAAUCCAGGACUUUUCCUUUGAUCUCCUGCAGCGCAUUUCUGUAGAAGUUGAGAAGGCGAACAGGAACUUCAUGAUAUCGCCCUUCUCCGUGUGGUCACUACUUGUGCUACUCUACGAGGGAUCGGCGGGUAGAACUUAUGACCAGCUUCGCCAGACCCUUGGGAUCAACUUUUCCGAUGAGAAACUACGUAAAUUCUGUAAGGUGGUGCAUCAGUUUUUGAACACCAACAUUUCCGAUGUCGAGAUGGCCAUGCUGCAGGCCAUUUACACCGGCAAGGAUUAUCCCAUCCAGAACAACUACCGAAAUGUCAUCCAGAACUACAACAUGGAGCUUUUGGAAGUCGAUUUCAAUAGCCCGGAUGCGGUGGUGCAGAUCAAUGAGGCUACAAAUCGUGUCACCCGAGGUCUCAUUCCGUAUGCCAUUCUUCCAGAGGAUAUAUAUGGAGCCAAGAUGUUCCUGCUCUCCUCGCUCUACUUCAAGGGCCAGUGGAAGUUUCCAUUUAACAAGGUUCUAACUAGAGAGGAGCCAUUUUACAGCGAGAGCGGCGAGAUUAGCGGCAGAAUACCCAUGAUGGUGCAGGUAGCGAACUUUGCCUAUGUCUCCGACAUAGAGGGUCUGGAUGGCUAUGUCCUGGAGCUUCCCUAUGGAACACAGGACAGGCUGGCGAUGCUCGUGUUUCUGCCCAAAAGCGGAGUCAAGUUAAAUAAUGUGGCCAACAAUCUGAAGACCCUGGGACUGCGGCCUAUCCUUCAGCGGCUGGCGGCUUUCAGAAGUAGGGACUCAAAGGACAACGAAGUGGAGGUUAUUAUGCCCAAGUUCAUGAUUUCCACUGACUUCGCACUCACGGAUAUCCUUAUCCAGAUGGGCAUUCGGGAUCUAUUCGAUGAGAGGGCCGCUAACCUGGACCGGAUGUCGUCCGGAUUGUUUGCCAAGCUAGUCGUCCACUCCACCAAGAUCAUUGUGGACGAGCAGGGAACCACGGCAGGUGCUGUCACGGAGGCUUCGCUGAUCAACAAGGCCACGCCACCCAAGUUCCAGCUGAACAGACCAUUCCAGUACUUGAUCGUAGAGAGGGGAUCCGGCCUGAUGCUCUUCGCCGGCCAAGUUCGAAACCCCAAGGCAGCUUAAUGAUCUGAACAUGACUUUAGUGAACAUAAAACAUAAGUUUAUUUCUUAUUGCGUUUUGUGUUUUUUGAGAGUCCUUGUAUAUAUAUUUUCCUUU